Nezara viridula (southern green stink bug) is the source of this 456-nucleotide messenger RNA. The record is from the annotation of a GenBank genome assembly. Lineage: Eukaryota; Metazoa; Arthropoda; Insecta; Hemiptera; Pentatomidae.
CUAGGAUCAACCAAAUCAAUUGUUAUCAACAUGCUCUACAUACAAUUGCUACUCGCUGCUGGAGUACUAUCAGUUCAUUCUGUUUUAUCUAUAUCAUUUAAAGAAGCUACGGAAGCUUGCACAAAAAUACAUGGAAUUGACGCCAAUAUGGAGAAGAUGGAUUUCAAAGACCCAGAUUUCCCACAACAAAAGAAGUGCGCUGUGGCUUGUAUAUUAGACAAAAAAGAUGUGUUCAAGGAUGAUGGAUCCAUUGACAUUAAAAAGGAUAAAAAGCUAUUAGAGGAAGCAUUACAAGAUGAAGAAUUAAGAGAGAAGUAUUUAAAGGCUGUUGAUGAAUGCGACAUACCAGUGAAAAAAAAUAAGUGCGAAACAGCUUACGAGUUUGUCAAGUGCAAGGAAACCAACGUAAGAAAAAUGAUUUAAAUACAUUUUGUUUUCAUUAAAUAGAUUUGAUAG